This is a messenger RNA of Mangifera indica (mango), 1738 nucleotides long. RefSeq names its product chaperone protein dnaJ 10-like. Lineage: Eukaryota; Viridiplantae; Streptophyta; Magnoliopsida; Sapindales; Anacardiaceae. The record is from RefSeq and is a predicted model, not a curated record. The transcript is spliced from 9 exons. The coding region runs from base 327 to 1550 and encodes 407 amino acids.
UUGAUGACAAAGCCCACAGCAGGCCCAAACCUGAAAAGCAAUUCAAAUAUAAUUAGUUCUGUACCGUAUGAUCAGCACCACUAUUGUGACAGUUAAAAAACUGUUUUUCUCCCGCGAAAAGUUUUUUGAGGUAUUUGUUUAUUAGUGUGAAGAACUGGAAAGGCAAGUGAAGGUCCCGGGGCUGGAAAAAAAUGGGAAUUUUCUCUCUCUCACGGACUUAAACUUUUUCUUAUUCUCUCCCUUUUCAUCUUUUCACUUUAACCGAUUAAGAUUUGUGAGUGCUCCUCACCAGAGAAGCGUGCUCAUCUUCAAACACAUGAUCAAGAAUGGUGAAGGAAACUGAAUAUUAUGAUGUUCUUGGUGUGAGUCCAUCAGCUUCGGAGGAGGAGAUUCGCAAGGCUUAUUAUCUUAAGGCAAGGCAAGUCCAUCCAGAUAAAAAUCCUAACGAUCCUCAGGCUGCUGAAAGAUUUCAGGUACUUAGUGAAGCUUAUCAAGUUUUAAGCGAUCUAAUACAAAGAGAUGCAUACGACAAAAAUGGAAAGUACAACAUAUCUAGAGAAACCAUGCUUGAUCCCACUGCUGUCUUUGCUCUUCUCUUUGGAAGCGAAUUGUUCGAGGAUUACAUUGGACAUUUGGCUGUGGCAUCUAUGGCUUCUUCAGAGUUAGCUGUGGAAAGUGACAAUCCUGAAAAAAUAAAUGAAAAAUGGAAGGGUGUCCAGAGGGAAAGAGAAGAAAAGCUAGCAAGAUUGCUCAAAGAUUUUCUUAAUCAAUAUGUUCAAGGGGACAAAGAUGGAUUCUUACAGCGUGCUGAAUCAGAGGCUAAACGGCUGGCUGAUGCCGCUUUUGGACAGGAUAUAUUGCACACAAUUGGCUACAUCUAUUCAAGACAGGCAGCUCAAGAUCUUGGAAAAAAGGCCAUUUACCUCGGUGUUCCAUUUAUUGCCGAGUGGGUUCGCAAUAAGGGACAUUUCUGGAAGUCACAGAUAAUAGCUGCUAAAGGUAUCAUAUUACCACCUUUCGAAAUUCAAUAUUUACUUUGUUCACUUGAUCAUGUUGAGACAAUAAGUCCAGGUGCCUUCCAAUUUAUGCAACUUCAAGAAGACAUCAGCAAGCAAUUCAAAAUGGAUGGCACUGGCCCUGAAAAUGAUCUCGAAUCACAUAUCCGCUUAAACAAAGAGACAUUGAUGAGCUCAUUGUGGAAGUUGAAUGUAGUUGAUAUUGAAGUAACCCUUCUACAUGUGUGCCAAAUGGUGCUAAAAGAAAACAAUGUUCAGAAAGAGGAACUCCGAGCUCGAGCUCUUGCUUUAAAAAUUCUAGGGAAGAAAUUUCAGGAAAAGCAAAUGGAGAAUGCUGGAACAUCAAAGAAGAAAAAUGUUGCUGAUACAGAUGAUGAUGGAAAUAGUUCUGACAGCUGUAGCGAAGAAGAAUCACCAAGAGCUCUUUCCUAUCGAACUCCUCUGCUCACUCAGGGCAUUGGAAGACUCUUUAGAUGCCUCUGCAACCCGGCAUUUGAUGUGGAUGAUGAUGAAAUCGUGUAUAGAAGAAAAUGAUGUCGAGUUGAAGAUUUUGAUCAGAGCAGAUUAUGCCACUAAGGAAUGAAUUAUGUUGCAUGAUAGUGUAAUCAUAACAGAACGCUACACCGGUGCUGUAUUAAUUGAUAAGCUUUUAUUUGGAAUUGAGUUCGUUGUAGAAACAAGUAUUCAAUAAUAAAUUAUAUUUUUUACCUCAAUGUGGAAGU